AUGCCUUCGUUCUCGUACCAGUCCGAAGAAUCCGAUCACCGAAACACAAACCUAAUAGCCAUUGUUGCUGCAAAACAUGAAUCUCAUGUUCAAGCAACCGUGGUCUGCGCAAAGUCCAACGGAAUCCAGAUCCGAAUCCGAAGCGGCGGUCACGACUACGAAGGUCUUUCUUACAUCUCAUCCGUGCCGUUUGUCAUUCUCGACAUGCACAAUCUCCGGUCUAUAACCGUUGACGUGUCCAAAAAGAAAGCUUGGGUUCAAGCUGGUGCGACAAUGGGAGAGCUCUACACUGAAAUCGCUAAAGCGAGCAAAACGCUAGCGUUUCCCGCUGGCGUUUGCGCUACGUUAGGAGCGGGAGGACACAUCAGCGGCGGAGGAUACGGAAAUCUGAUUAGAAAAUACGGAAAUUCGGUUGAUCAUGUAGUUGAUGCUCAACUAGUUGAUGUCAACGGAAAGAUCUUGAACAGAGCCUCUAUGGGAGAAGAUCUGUUUUGGGCAAUUCGAGGCGGUGGCGGUGCAAGCUUCGGUGUUAUCCUCGCUUGGAAAAUCAAACUUGUCUCGGUCCCUGAGAUCUUGACAGUGUUUAAGGUUGACAAAAAAUUAGAACAAGGAGCCAUUGAUGUUCUUUACAAGUGGCAGCUUGUCUCUAGCAAAUUCCCUGAAAAGCUUUUCUUGCGAGCAAAGUCACUAGUCAGAAAUGGAACCAUCACGGUAAAGUUCUUCGCGCAGUUCUUAGGGCCAGCGGAGAAACUAAUGGCGAUUGUAAACAAGAAAUUGCCUGAGUUAUGGCUAAGACGUGAAGAUUGCUAUGAAAUGAGCUGGCUUAAUACGACGAUAUUUUGGAUGGAUCUUCCGAACAGAACACCGAGCGUUCUUCUGAAACAAACCUCGGGUCCGCCAGAAACAUUCUACAAGAGCAAAUCCGAUUACGUCAAGAAACCGAUCCCAAAAGAAGGAAUCAAGAAGAUUUGGAAAACAAUGUUGAAGUUCAAGAGUGUGUAUGUGCAAUGGAACCCUUACGGUGGAGUGAUGGACCGGAUUCCGGCGAAUGCCACCGCGUUUCCUCACCGGAAAGGAAACUUAUUCAAGGUUCAGUACUUUGCGGUAUGGGAAGAUGCAAAAGCCACAGAUGUUAACUUAGGUUUGAUGAAAGAACUUUAUGAUGUUGCAGAGCCGUACGUGUCAAGUAAUCCGAGAGAGGCGUUCUUGAAUUACAGAGACAUUGAUGUUGGAAGCAAUCCUAGUGGAGAGACAAAUCUUGAAGAAGCUAAGAUCUAUGGAUCGAAGUUUUUCUUGGGGAAUCUAAAGAGAUUGAUGGAUGUUAAAGCUAAAUAUGAUCCUGAUAAUUUCUUCAGGUACGAGCAAAGUAUUCCUCCUCUUCGCGCAAUGUAA
This is a messenger RNA of Arabis nemorensis, 1392 nucleotides long. The record is from the annotation of a GenBank genome assembly. NCBI's taxonomy places the organism in Eukaryota, Viridiplantae, Streptophyta, Magnoliopsida, Brassicales, Brassicaceae.